Messenger RNA from Xyrichtys novacula (pearly razorfish), 19600 nucleotides. NCBI's taxonomy places the organism in Eukaryota, Metazoa, Chordata, Actinopteri, Labriformes, Labridae. The record is from the annotation of a GenBank genome assembly.
UGGGCUGAGAGGACAUAUGGGAUGAGGACUGGUCUGUGUUGGAACCACUGGGAAGGUGCAGAUCCAUCUGCUGAGACAGCUUUGGCUGUAAUGGGGGGUUCACAACCAAAAUAGAUUAUUGUGCUGAUAAUAGUUAAGUAUGAAAACUUAAACAUCAAAGAAAAUGGAGUUAUAAAAAAAAAAAUUGAUAACUAGCUGAAUAGCCUCACAGGUAGGCAGUAUAUCAGAACCAUAACAGUUUAUUAAUCUCAGAGGAAAUUUUAGUGUGCAGUUUAGAGCUGGCAAAAAUACAAAAUAAAUUAAAAAGGCAUCAAAUAUCUUUUUUUCUAUUAGCCUAGUAUUCUAGCCAUUAAAAGAAGGUCAAAGCACAUCAAUGGAGCAAUGCUUAUUAAGGGACACAAGUAUCUAAAAAUUCAAGAUACAAGAAACAUCAGCUCUCUACCAGUUUUAAUGAGAAUAUUUUUUAUUCACCCUCUAGAAAAUAAACAAAGUUUUAACACUAAUGUCAAAAAAAAAAAAAAUCUUAAAUUUCUCAUCAGUCAAAUUUCUAUCCUGUGAGUGUGUUUGAUUACCCAAAGCUUCCACCAGUGCACAUUUCUGUAGCUAUCAACGCACUUAAACACCCGUUACAUUACAAAGUCCCCCUCUGAAGUGCUUAACAAAUCUUUAAGCUGUACAUAAAGCAAACCGCAACCUCAAGAUGAUUUAUUAGAAACAUGUUAAUCCAUCAAUAAUAAACUGUAGCAUUCCUGAUGUAAACCAGAAAAUUUCCUAAUGAUUUAACAAUAAAAAAAGAUAAUUCUAGAUAAUUUAUUUAAAACAAACCAGACUAUUCUAGAUAAUUCCCAGAUAUUUUAAAUGAUUUAUUAGAUAUCAACCAGAUAAUUGUGGAUGAUUCAGUAAAUAGAAAACAGAUCAUUUAUCAAUAAUAAACUGCUAACGAUUUAUUCUUUAUAAACCAGACAAUUCUAGAUCAUUUAUUGAUAAUAAACCGGAUAAUUCUAGAGGAUUCCUCUAAAAACAGGGAGAUAAGCCCAGGGCUCAUCUUGUCUCUUAGUUGCUGAAAUAUUACUGACAAUUUAUUUCUAACUGUUCAUAUGAUGUAAUUUUAUAAUAUGAUUUAUAUCUGAUUUAAUGCCACAUCUUUACACUUAUCUGAGGCUCAGAUGAACACUUUGGAAACACUGUCUACCUGUCUGACCUACUGACUGACUGUCUAUCUGUCUGUCAUCAGCCCAUCAAAAUGUUGAUCACACAGAAACAGAGAUUUUAAAAAAACAACUUCUCUCUUAAUCAUACCGAGCACAAACCGUCUAACUACACUAUAAUAACGAGCUCAAAGUAAGAUCUGCAGAGCUCAAAAUAUCUGACUUAUUAUUUAAAACAAGAAAAAUUAGAGUAAAACAGCAGUGCAUCAGCCUCAGAACCACACAACUCGAUCAUAUUACUAUAACUGUCUACGUAUAAUGUUUUUUACUACAAAAUAAUUUACUUAAUCUUUAUUUUACUUAAAAAAAAAACAAUUGUUUCUUACCUGACUUUCCAGAUAUCUCUUUUUACGUUUUAGGUGAUCAAUCCAAAAUUUCAGCUUCAUCCUCUUCAAGUCACUGCUGCAAAAAGUUUCAGGUUUUGGCCACACACCCCCUCACCCCACCCCUCACCAAGCGCUCUGAUUGGAUAAUUGGUUGCCGCGCUGUAACUGUGGUGGGGGAGGGGGAGAAGAAAUCUGCAGCUGGUAUCCAAACAGACAUGAAGCGUGAGCAUGAACCCAUGUAGGAAAAAAGUCGUAGUGAGGACUUUGAGUUAUUACGCUGUUGUGGGGGAGGGGAGCAGAAAUCUGGAGCUGGUAUCAAACAGACAUGAAGAGUGAGCAUGAAGCCAUGUAGAAAAAAGUCGUAGUGAGGACUUUGAGUUUGUAUGAGCAGAGCUGGAAGUUUUAGCUUAUUUAUGAUCUACAGUUUAUCUACAGAGGGAAAUGAAUGUGUAUGAAUGUUACCAUCAACUAGUAUUACUAACAAUCACAAAGAAUACUACUUUACUGCAAUUAUAGACAAAAAUUACUUGAAGAAUUUAUACAAAAGUAUGUAAAGAGCAAAUGUUUGAUUUAAAAUUGAUUAGGGUUAAUAAUUUUUAUUAUUGAUUAAGAUAAUCAUAUAUAUUAAAUGAGAGUGAGUGAAACUAAACGCUGUGUAAUUUCAAUAACAUGAAAAAAAAACCUUUUCAGAGGUCAGCAUGAUACUGCACAAUUUUGAACAUAUGAGUGAAUUAGGAAAUCUUUUAAAAAUAGAACAGAUCAUGACUUGCCCAUAAAUAUUCAAGAGGUCAUAGGAGCAAACAGGAGUAAAUGAUUACAAUAGCAACAGGGUCAAAACAGGCAGGCUUCAUUACUACAAGUAGGCCUCACACAGUCAUAUGAGGCCUCUAGAACCCCAAUAAAGGACUUUAAGUUGUAAUAGUCAUCAGGAAUCUCUCCUCACUCCAUGCUGAGUGCUUUGUGAGCAGACAUGAUGUCUAAAAUAACUUAAAAAGGCUUUUUUGAAACUAUUUGAGACCUAAUUUAUGCUAAAAGCUAUGUCCACACACCUGUUUGCUUUUUUUCUCUCAUUUAGCUUGUGGAGCAGAUACAGACAUGAAAUUGCACAUGCAUAUUCCUAACAGGGUCCUGCAUGUAUGACAGAAGUUUCAUCUCAUUUGAAGCUAUUAUGACAGAGUUAUGAGGCUUUGCCUAUAGCAUUUAUUAGCAUUGAAUUGAAAAUGUUCAGGCUCCAUGGAUGGGACAGGAGGCUGUCAGGAAGAUUAAACCAAAACAAAAAUGAUCCCUAAGAUGAGCAGAACAACAUACUAAAGUUUCAGCCUCCUCGGUACAGGGGGUCCAUUAAAGGCCCUCCUCUGAAACUAGAAAAAAUGAUGCUGUGUCAUGCAUUGACCCUGAGACAGUUUGUCAAGUUAACAUGGGUUGGGUUCUCGUUAAGGACUUGUGAAUGUACCACAUUCACCAAAUUUCACACACGUAUUCCCAGGUCUCAGACGAGUCUAUCCUGGUAGUUUCAGACCCCUGGGUUUUAAGGGGCCCGAACAGGAGCUGAUUAGACUGUCAAUUUUUUUGCAACAUCAAAUGUCAAAAAUCAGGUCAAAAUAACUUCAAAUGGGCUGAAAUUUUCUGUGGGUAUUCAGACUUUAGGAUGAAACAAUUAUAUGCAAUAUCAUGGCUCUACGCUCUUUUGUUGGCUACUUCCUGUUUGGGAGGGGCCACAGACUUGGAUUCACCAGAAUAUGAUUCUAUAAUUUCCAAAGGUGUCACAGAUUAGUUUUCAUGUCUGUAGACACAACAGAAGCCAAAUGACAUCAAAAAAGCAACAGGGUCAAAACAGGCAGGCUUCAUCACUACAAGUAGGCCUCACACAAUCAAAUGAGACUCGUAGAACCCCAAAUGAAGAGUUAAAGGCAUCAAAAUCAUCAGGAGUCACUCCUCACUCCAUGCUAAUUGCUUUGAGAGCAGGCCUGGGGUCUAAAACACCUUAGAAAGGCUUUUUUAAAACUAUUUGAGACCUAAUUUAUGCUAAAAGCUAAGUCCACACACAUGUUUGCUUUUGUCUUCUCAUUUAGCUCCUGAAGCAGAUACAGACAUGAAAUUACACAUGCAUGUUCCUAACAGGGUCCUGCAUGUAUGACAGAAGUUUCAUCUCAUUUGAAGCUAUUAUGACAGAGUUAUGAGGCUUUGCCCAUAGCAUUUAUGAGCACUGAAUUGAAAAUGUUCAGGCUCCGUGGAUGGGACAGGGGGCUGUCAGGAAGAUUAAACCAAAACAAAAAUGAUCCCUAAGAUGAGCAGAACAACAUACUAAAGUUUCAGCCUCCUCGGUACAGGGGGUCCAUUAAAGGCCCUCCUCUGAAACUAGAAAAAAUGAUGCUGUGUCAUGCAUUGACCCUGAGACAGUUUGUCAAGUUAACAUGGGUUGGGUUCUCGUUAAGGACUUGUGAAUGUACCACAUUCACCAAAUUUCACACACGUAUUCCCAGGUCUCAGACGAGUCUAUCCUGGUAGUUUCAGACCCCUGGGUUUUAAGGGGCUCGAACAGGAGCUGAUUAGACUGUCAAUUUUUUUGCAACAUCAAAUGUCAAAAAUCAGGUCAAAAUAACUUCAAAUGAGCUGAAAUUUUCUGUGGGUAUUCAGACUUUGGGAAGAAACAAUUAUAUGCAAUAUCAUGGCUCUACGCUCUUUUGUUGGCUACUUCCUGUUUGGGAGGGGCCACAGACUUGGAUCUACUGGAAUAUGAUUCUAUAAUUUCCAAAGGUGUCACAGAUUAGUUUUCAUGUCUGUAGACACAACAGAAGCCAAAUGACAUCAAAAAAGCAACAGGGUCAAAACAGGCAGGCUUCAUCACUACAAGUAGGCCUCACACAAUCAAAUGAGACCCGUAGAACCCCAAAUGAAGAGUUAAAGGCAUCAAAAUCAUCAGGAGUCACUCCUCACUCCAUGCUAAUUGCUUUGAGAGCAGGCGUGGUGUCUAAAACACCUUAAAAAGGCUUUUUAAAACUAUUUGAGACCUACUUUAUGUUGAAAGCUAUGUCCACACACCUGUUUGCUUUUGUCUUCUCAUUUAGCUCCUGAAGCAGAUACAGACAUGAAAUUACACAUGCAUGUUCCUAACAGGGUCCUGCAUGUAUGACAAAAAUUUAAUCUCAUUUGAAGCUAUUAUGACAGAGUUAUGAGGCUUUGCCUAUAGCAUUUAUUAGCAUUGAAUUGAAAAUGUUCAGGCUCCAUGGAUGGGACAGGAGGCUGUCAGGAAGAUUAAACCAAAACAAAAAUGAUCCCUAAGAUGAGCAGAACAACAUACUAAAGUUUCAGCCUCCUCGGUGCAGGGGGUCCAUUAAAGGCCCUCCUCUGAAACUAGAAAAAAUGAUGCUGUGUCAUGCAUUGACCCUGAGAGGGUUCGUCAAGUGAACAUGGUUUUGGAUCUAAUUAAGGACUUGUGAAUGUGCCACAUUCACCAAAUUUCACACAUGUAUUCUUAGGCCUCAGACGAGUCUAUCCUGUUAGUUUCAGACCCCUGGGUUUUAAGGGGCCCGAACAGGAGCUGAUUAGACUGUGAAUUUUUUUGCAACAUCAAAUGUCAAAAAUCAGGUCAAAAUAACUUCAAAUGGGCUGAAAUUUUCUGUGGGUAUUCAGACUUUAGGAUGAAACAAUUAUAUGCAAUAUCAUGGCUCUACGCUCUUUCGUUGGCUACUUCCUGUUUGGGAGGGGCCACAGACUUGGAUUCACCAGAAUAUGAUUCUAUGAUUUCCAAAGGUGUCACAGAUUAGUUUUCAUGUCUGUAGACACAACAGAAGCCAAAUGACAUCAAAAAAGCAACAGGGUCAAAACAGGCAGGCUUCAUCACUACAAGUAGGCCUCACACAAUCAAAUGAGACCCGUAGAACCCCAAAUGAAGAGUUAAAGGCAUCAAAAUCAUCAGGAGUCACUCCUCACUCCAUGCUAAUUGCUUUGAGAGCAGGCGUGGUGUCUAAAACACCUUAAAAAGGCUUUUUAAAACUAUUUGAGACCUAAUUUAUGUUGAAAGCUAUGUCCACAUGCCUGUUUGCUUUUAUCUUCUCAUUUGGCUCCUGAAGCAGCAUGUUCCUAACAGGGUCUUGCAUGUAUGACAAAGAUUUCAGCUCAUUUGAAGCUAUUAUGACAGAGUUAUGAGGCUUUGCCUAUAGCAUUUGUUAGCAUUGAAUUGAAAAAGUUCGGGCUCCGUGGAUGGGACAGGAGGCAGUCAGGAAGAUCAACCCAAAACAAAAAUGAUCCCUAAGAUGAGCAGAACAACAUAAUAAAGUUUCAGCCUCCUAGGUACAGAGGGUCCAUUUAAGGCCCUCCUCUGAAACUAGAAACAGACUUGGUUCCAUGUAUGAUUUCGAGUAUAAAGCCCUUAAUGGAGGAAGUUCAAAAUGUUCACUGAAUUGCCGAUUAACACAUAGUUUGUCUCGGAAAUUACGUAUAAUGAAUGAAUUAUUAUAUAAUAAUGAAUCAUUGCAUAAGAACUUUCAUAGGAAAUUAUAAUAUUUUAGUUCUUAUAGCAAGCAUCUGCAGGUAUGCUACUGUUAAUAAAGACUUUCAGUAAACAUUGCCUUGUUUCUCCAGAAAAAAGGAUACCAUGCAUUUACUGUAAAUACUUAAUCAUAUCAGAAUUUUUUUCACUUUUUUAUUUUUAUUUAAACAAAUAAUACAGAGUUGUUGCAUUAUUUAACUUCAGUGUUUCAAACCUAAUGAAUGUGAGUCAUAUCUCUGAUGUUUCUAUUUUUUAAUCCAGAUGCUCUCAUAAAAUAUUCUUAUUACUGAAUACUGGUAAAUAUGCACUUUUUAUUACUCUUUAUUUACAGUUUUAAAUAACUUCUUAUAUCAUGUGUUGAAUAAAAUGAAGUCUAUUAAACUGCAGCACUCAUGGAGAGGUCUGCUUAGUAGCACCUAUGUAAUUAAGGUGCAGUACCGUAUUCAUACACCAGGGGAGCUCCGGAGUAAAUCAGUGUGAAAAUUUUAGUUGCAGUACUGUAAUCAUACACCAGGGGAGCUCCGGAGCAAAAUCAGUGUGAACGUUCCAGAGUAAAAACCAUGAAUUUGUACAAAAAUGAGGACUGCUUUGAAAAUGAUAGGGUAGCAUCUUUAUGGUCUUGGGAGUUGAUUUCAAUCAACUCAAAGUGAGGACUAGCCUAAAUGUCCUCACUUCCCAAAAUAGACCUCACACUGUGGGUUAAAAACUGUAGCAAGUCCUCACUCAGCAGCAAGUACAAGAACACACACACACACGCACACACACACACACACAAACACACACACACACACACACACACACACACACACACACACACACACACACACACACACAGAAGGCAUUUGUGUCAUACACCAUAGUGGUUGCCCUUGUAAGGUCUUGGUGGAACUAGCUGAGGGGUUUUCUGUCUUUUCCUCUGUGGACACCACAGACAUUUUUAACACAACAUAUUUCUUUCUAACCAAUUGCUUAUGCUGUCUCUGACUCUAAAACACAGAGGGACAUCUAUACACACUAUGACUGGGGCUUAAACAUGACAGAGAUGAACCACAGGCAUUAAUCUUGGCCCACAGUGUUGAACCACAAUUUCAACCAGAACUGCCUGUACUUCCUCUUCUUUUAUAUCAUAGUCAACAAACGUAUAUUUUUCCCUCUCUGGUUCAAAUAACAGCCAGGUUUCUUGUUUAACCAAGACUACAAUGAUGCUCUGAAUUUCAGUCAAGGACUUACAGGCUUACGUUGUCAUAAACCAAGACAACAAAUGUAUGGGCAUUAGGGCAUAAGUGUAACAGCAUACUCUAAAAUGAAACUUUUUAGUUUUUAUUACAGAAAUGCAAAGGGUGAUACAUAAAAAGUAUCAUCAUAGAAUUUGUCAGAUGGAGAGUCCAUCUGACUCCAGGGUAACAAAGCUUUAAGUCUGUCUGCAACAUGUCUGCUCAAAAUUCAUAUAAGCUGGUCUCCAUUAUCAGCAGUCAGAGCCUUUUUCUUAUUUUGGCAUCUGAAUUAAUAGCCAAAAUCUAAUAUCAGGACAAGUCCACGUUUUCCCAAGGUGACACCACCAAAACAGCAUUCUCCGGUGGCUUGAAUGAGUAAUGACUAAUUUUUAGUAACAACGAAGUACCUGAUGGGACAGAAAGUUUGACUUCUUUAAAACAGGAAGCUCCGACCUUGCAUUGGGACACUGGUCAAUACACGGAUUUACUUGAUAGCUUUCAAAUAAAGUAUUGUACAAAACACAAUUGUUUAGACAGGGGCUUCGACUUCCUCAUGAAUUAAGUCAAGGUUAAUGACUGUUUGGCAAGCUUUUCAGUUUGAAGUCUGGCAAAAACAACAGGACCAAACGUGACUGAAGCGUUGUUACUUCAUAACCUCAUUGCAUCAAAAGGAUUGCAAAGUGAUGCAACUGUUUCUUGUUCAAACAUUUUAUCAGAUCAGGUAUGAUCAGCUGCAUUACAAAAGGCCAGGGAAAUUACCCAACAUCCUUGCACACACUCUUUGUGUCCUACAGUAAAUACAGAGUGGACACAUUUAAAGUAAAGGUCCUAAAUGACAGUAUGUGCAACAUCAACAAGUCACUUAGGACGUAAAAUGUAAUAACUCAAUUAAAAAAAGGUGUAAAAUUUUCAUAAAAAUGGAAUUUAAUGGUUUGCAAACCAUGCAGACCCUAUACUAAAUUGAAAACUGUGAUAAGACAACAUCACAAAUGCAAAAACCAAAGAAGUUUUUAUUUUAUUUUAUUUUUUUAAAUACAGACUCAUCUGGACUUUAAAGCCAACAACACUGUUGAAAAGUUGAGAUGGGCACAUGUUACCCAUUGCGUUGUAUCACUUCUUCUCUUAACAACUCUCUGUUUAUGUUUUGAAACUAAUGUGUCCAGUUUUGAAAGUGAAGUGUUGUCCCAUUCUCCAUAGAUAUUUUCACUGCACAGUUCAGGGUCUUGUAUUUUGUUGUUGUUCGUUGUUGUAACUGUUUUUAAUGGGUUUUUCCACAUACAAUGGUUUGUGGAAGGGAUUUCCAUGCAGUGAUUUCCACUACUAACUCAUGUCUCUUUUUAAUGCAGGGCCAUCUGAGGGCCCAGAAAUCACAGCCAGCAAGUACUGGUUUUUGGCCUUGCCCCUGUCUGAGAGAUUUCUAAUUCUUUGGACCUUCAAGUAAAAUGUUCUGCAAAUAAUGAUGCCACCUCCUCCUUUUUUUCAAUUAUAAGCUUUGGAAAAUUAUCCUGAAAUUGUUCAACCAUUUAUACAUGAAGUCUCUCACACAGAGACUUUCUUUCCAUCAUAACUUUUAGGAGACUCUGCUUAUAUUAGGUGACCUUUUUAUACCUAGUUAUGAUACUGAUCUGGAAGUUGUUCCUCUUCCUUUUUUCACUAUUACACAGCUUUGUCAGUGUUUUGUUGUCUCUGCGCCAACGUUUUAGAAAUUUGUUGCUGAUAUUAUAAUCAAAAUUAGCAAAUAUUUUUUCAUAAAACUAACAAAAACAAAUCAGUGCCAAUAUUUGAUAAAGUUUUUUUGCACCAUUUUCAAUUGCAUUAAUGUUUUGCAAGCCAUUAAAAUCUGUUUUUAAUCAACAUUUUACAGUAUUCUGACUCUUUUUUACAUGAAGGUGGUGAUAUUGCUUGCAUGCUAACCGUGGCAGUAUUUCAGUUAUAAAUCUGUUCCUGUGCUAAACUAUUACCAACAUACAUGAGUGAUAAUCUUGAAUCAUGAUCUUUAAAGCUCUUUUAACAUUGUCCUGCUGUCUGGACAUUCCCUCUCAAACAAUAUGCCUUCAAGUAUGUUUGUGUGUUUGCCUCUGUGAUGGUUAUCAAGGUCUUGUGUUCCCCAUAGAGCACAGAAAGAGGCACACCCCUUUCCCUCUCUGCAUCCUCACAGACACCCAUACACAUUCAGGCACAGAGGCCAGAAGCCCUCACAAUAGAAACAGGAAGUCCAGCUACUGUACGGCGACAAGGAGAGGAAAUAGUAGAGGCUGUUUUCCUCUUUGGCUGUCUCUGUGUGUGUUGAUGUGCACUUGUGGGUGUGUCCUGUGAGAGUCAGUGUGUGGCAGUGAAAAAUACACACAGUAUAUGCACUGAACUACAUAUUUAUACCUCUUACACUGCCAUAAUUCCUGUUUCCCACAUUCAAACCACUGCUACCAAACACAUCAUGGAGAAAAAAAGACACUCAGCACUUCUCACACACCCGGUCUUUGUCCAGCACUCAAGACACACCCCUGGAGAAAUCACAACAGCCUGACCACCACUGUAGCAUCACAGUGACUUGAUGAGAUGCAGUCAGUUUCAUGUAGUAACAAAGUCUUCAAACCAGACAGGCACAUUUGUUGACACCCUAGUUAAAUGCCAUUAGAAAGAUCUGACAAUCAGCAAGAUAUCAAUUGCUAUUUAUACCUACUCCCACUUCAUGGAUUUGACACCUGAUACAGUUAGUGUCAGUACUUCAAAACUAGACCAGUUUAUCUGUCUACAUGGGUCGUCCCUGCCCAUCAUAUAAGUUCUUGCUUUACUGAGACAAAUAAAAUUGAAGAUGAACGGAUUUUGUAACAUUAAAAUAAGUGAUCAAAUGUUUUGUAAAAGACCACAGGUAAAUCGCCGAAGAUAAGAGAGGAGACUGAAAUAUACAUAGCAACCAUUAAGUUUGUUACGGAAUUGCCAUAUAUCUAACAACAAGAACCGACCUUUAAAUGUCGUGAUUUUUUAGGUAAGUUUGGUGUGGUAUGCACAGAUCUGCACAUAGAUGCUAACCUGUUAACUGCUUACUGAUUUUAACUCACCUAUGACUAUCCUCAGAUGUUUCAACCUCGUCAACACGUCCUUCUUUGGGUCCAACACUUUCUGUGUUGAUUUUUUAACAUCCCCAUGAGGCUUUUUGGAGAACAUUCCUGGGGCAGGAGGCACACAAAUGCUAUGGUAGACAGUAAGGAGGAGUUAGCAGUGUAGCCGCUCCGACAGCUUCAGCCUGGGUUAAUCUUCAAACUAUAACCAAAAACCGGCGCUCCUCUAUCAUCUACCAACGCCCCCCGAAACAGCGUAGAGGAUAUCAAGGGGAGACUGUAAUAGAAGGCGCAUUGUGUUUACACCGGGAAUACUCUGAAAAACGUAGCGGAGCAAAGCAUCCAUCCAUCGUACCUCCCUUCCACAACAGCCCGCAGCCUGACGGAUAAACUAGCUUCUCAGCUAGCUCCGCUGUUCACUUAAAAAACAUCAUGGCGGAGGAGGGAGGAGGGAAAACAAAAUAAUGGAUACCAGAGAAAUUCAACGUUAAGAUGCCUACAUAGUUUAAACUUAUUAAUGUAAAAAUGUCUUUAAAUAAAACAAAAUUCCAUAAAUGACACAGACAGCGUACCAUAUUAAGUCGUUAAAGAUUUGUUCGGUUAGUCGCUAAAGAUUCUUUUACAAUGCCGCCUCGAGGAGUAACGCUGAAUUCUGGGUAACUGAGUUUUAAAAUCUAUUAUCUGCCCUACUGAGUUGUGGUUAUUACCGGUAGAGAAAACUACAGUUCCCUGUGAAAGUAAGAGCGCAUCGUUGAAUUUUGUUUUUAGCAUAGCUGAGAGACACGACUGGACUGAACGGAGAAAUUGCUUUUAUACCUACUGCAUAAGACCCUCUUUAAACUUCAUCUGGUGAGUAAAAAAAUAUUUAUUUUUAUAUAUAAAUUUAAGUGAUGAACAAUGCUUAUAUUAUUUGCUACAUAAUAAUACUAAGUUGUCAAUACGCUAUCAUCGUGCUAACAUGAUGUGUUGUUUGUCAACGAUGGUGUUUUUUAUCGUUAAAGUGAUAUGUGUAGAAUAAGGAUCGGCUGAAUUUGCAAGAAACUUCAAUAAAUACUUAAACGCACACAGUGGAUCUUCGUUGUUUGAACAAUGAAUAUAUGUAUAAAUGAUAUCAUAGUACUUUAAGCAGCCUCUACGAAAAAAAUCGAGUGAUCCACCUUGAAUAAUAACAUAACACCAGGAUACUUUUUGUGCAAAAUGCAAUAUUAUUUUCACGUGGUCAUAAAUCGUGAUUGUAUUCAGUUGACUAAAAACACAAAUGUACCGCCAUCUCAUGUACUUAAAUCCAGGAAUAAUCUUCCCCUUCGUGGAGAAAGGCACAAAGUUUCUUCGUCUUUUCAGCUUAUCCCACUUAUGCAGUCACUGGUUCUCAUGCAUAUAAACAAAAAUCCAUCCCAAUAACUGCAUAAUAAACCCUAUCACGAGUUUUUCAAUUUUACAAGCACUAUGCAUGUCAACCAGAGUGGGAAGCAGGGAAGGGGAUGCAAUGAAAUCUCUAACUUAACAAAUAGACUUUUGUAAUAAGUCAAAAGUUGUUACACCUCAUCCAUAGUUCUACUGGUUAGUUUCCCCUAAAACCAACCACUUGAAAACAGUUGGUCGAUAAAAGACACGUAAAACAGAAACUCAAAACUACCAAAUUCAUUCUAGCAUUGUCUUUCGUAGCACAAUCAGUCAGAAGUUGACUCGCUGCCAUGCCAGUGCACCGUGACCGGGAGAAGAAGGAGAGCACUGCAGAGGAGAUGGAAGUGGAAGAACAGGAACAUGAAGCAUCCAGCUCUGAAGAAGAGGAUUCAGACACCUCCUCCGUCUCUGAAGAUGGAGACACAUCUGGUGAGAUAUUCUUCCGCUUUUCAUUUUCUGUUCAUUAUAGUGUUUGCUUCUUUUGGUCAUAAAUCUUCAGCCUGGAGUUUUUUCGUGGUUGUUAUUAUGUUUGUGUGUCUCCCUGAUGAUCCAGAAAUGGAUGAGGAGGAUUGUGAGCGUAGGAGGAUGGAGUGCCUUGAUGAAAUGUCCAACCUUGAGAAACAAUUCACGGAUCUUAAAGACCAGUACGGCUGAAAUAAUUUUUUGUUUUCCGUUUUUAAUUUCAAAAUAUUUGAACCCAAAAUAAGUAAAGUUAUCAGAAUUAGCUUCGGUCAUAGUUACACCCAGGUUUGUGUGCAGGCUGUAUCGGGAGCGUCUCAGCCAGGUGAACAGCAAGCUUGCAGAAGUGGAAGCUGGCCGGGCAGCAGAAUAUCUGGAGCCUUUGGCGGUGUUGUUGGAAAACAUGCAGGUCCGCACUAAGGUGGCAGGUAACUUCAACAUACAGACACACACUCUUGGAGUAAUACACACUUUUCUUUAUUGCCUUCAAUCCCUCUCACACUGUGUGUACCUCUCUUCUCUUCUCUUUGUCAGGUAUCUACAGGGAACUGUGCCUGGAGUCUGUGAAAAACAAGUAUGAGUGUGAGACCCAAGCAGCAUGUCAACAUUGGGAGGUUAGACAACUCUUCAUGGUUUUACAUCAAAUAUUCCCUUGCUCAUAAUGAUCAGAAUGUUAUCAUAAUCUAAAUUUUAAAAUUAAGUCUGAAGCAAAGACCAAAUAAAAAAGGAGGAAACUGAAACAGAGACAUCCAGAUUUGGCUUUUAUAUAUUAACUUAAGACUUGAGUCUUGCAUUUCUGCCAUCUAGCCUUGGUCUUUUAACUAAUUAUACUGGGACAAGAGUGGAGACCUGAAGAUGAGAGCAGUUUGCAGUAAUAGGGAUUUUGCAGGUUGCAUUGGUUGCAAAUGUUCAUUGUCAGAGUUGCUUUGCCCUUAAAUACACUUUUCUUUUCUUCUAUAGUGCUCUAAAUGCAAUCAUAAAAUACAACAAACCAAAAGACUACCUUGCUGUCAUUAAUACUGUCUAUGAUCCUGACUGCCAAUUAAUCUUUUGAGGGCCAAUCUGAAAAUGAACACUUCCAACCGGUUGUUGCAAAUAUGGAAUCACAAAUACACACCAGGGUUUUUCCUGGCUCAAAUUGAGGCAGAGGUGGCACCAUCCUGACCAUGCGCCAUGACGUGCAUGUAUUUGUAAAUUCAACUGACUCACUUUCUUUUACAGGCAACAUACUUUAAGUUAAGAGUUCAAAAAAGAGUGUGACCAUUAUCAUGCUAAAGCAUUCAUUUAUUAAAACUAUAUACAUACACAAAUCAGCUGGCAACUUUAAAUUGAAAGUACACUUCAUCCACACAUCUCACAACCAGACAGAACAUUUCAGCCUCCUCUUUUUCAUUCUGUAGAACCUCCUCAUGCACUCCUUGUAGUCCAAGGCCUCCUGGUCUGGUCCAUCAACGGCCACCUUACAACAGACAUCCAAGUGCCUCUCCUUCAGUCUGUUCCGCAGAGGUGUCUUCACCUUAAACAAAACAAUUCAUCAUGCAUGAAGUAUUUUUUGUUUUUAUUCUGAUACAGACAUGAAGAGUGAUAGUGUUUUCAAUCAUAUAUUAUAUAUAUGUAUACGUUGCAGUGUCCUCCCUAAAAAAAAAAACGACAACCAAUUAUUUCUUAAACUAUCUAAACUAUGUUAUUUUAGUUUUUGUAACUUUAUUAGUUGAGUGUUUUUAGGUACUACCAUCUUUAAUAUACUUCUCCUUCUCUUCUGCUGCUUUGUGAAUGGCUGUCACCUCAUGUCUUUUUAAUGUGUCCAGCCUGUAGUUGGUUGAUGGCUGUCUCACUAAGGAGGCAGCAAUUGCCUGCUGUGUUGGGGCACAGUGCUUUUGGCAUCAAUAGCAGUGCAUGCAUUCCUCAGUAUGCCUGAGCCAGGUAAAUUGAUUGAGCCACUGCUUGUCAAAGCCACUGGCUCUGUGUUUUUGAGAAGAUCUGGAAAGAGGAAUAAAAACCACGUACACGUUGGUUUUGCGUUGUUAUGCUCCUAAUUGGAAACUAAUUAAUUAAUUACCCUCGCCUCGCCGACUCGUCCUGUCCUGCAUUCUGACCCUCGCGAUCACCAGUCCCUUGUGAAGUACUUUCAGACCUGACACAAAUUUCCACGUUGUCACCACCAUGAAUUAUAGCAUUUUAACUGCCUGUUCCUUUUUUUUCUCUGCUGUGUUUCACCUGGACUCUUGACUUUCCUCCUCGCGAGGUCGCUUUUUAAAGUACUGGCUGAUUUUGCCUGUCAUAACUGCAACGCUAAAAAAACGGAGUAAACUUUUUUUUAAAUAAACACGUCAUGCUCGGAUGCAAAAAAGACAUGUGCUGCGUCCGAACUGCCCGCUCGGAUACUACAUGCUACUGCUACGUGCUACUGCUAGAUCCUACUCCUACAUACUAAAUACGUUGGCCCAAUUCGGACACACUAGACGAGCGGUGGGGAAAGACGACCCCGCAGGCAGAGAGUAGGUACUGCGCCCGUGCAGACAGUGGUAACUGAAGCCCCUCAUCUGCGGGCCUGGCUGUAGUACUGCAGCUGUGCAGUUUAAUGAUGGAAUAAGUGAGCUUUACCUCCAUGAUGUCGCCACUUGCUCAUAAAAUGAUUACUUGGGCAAAUAUGACACCAUGACAUGACAAAGAGAUACAACCGGACAUUUUUUAGGACAGUGUGUGAAGUUACAUGAAACUUACAUCUGUACUGCUGCGGUCCCGCCUGCUGUUGCUGCUGCUGCUCCGACAUGGUGCGCGCUGCUGUGGCCAGCCGGCGUUCGCGACACUUUUAAAUAGGCAGAGCAGCUGGUGGCGCUAGCAUCACAUGCGCUUCUACAACUUUUAAGAGGACGAAGAAGAAGCCCGCGGUGCAUUUUGGGUCAGUAGCAUGCCCGUAGGAUGCACCGAGACCAACCUACAAUGUGGGCGUGUCUAGCAUCUGAAGUAGUAUCUGAAGUAGCAUGCUACUCGCUCCGGUGGCCAAUUCGGACAUGCUAGAUACUACUUCGACUACUACUUCGACUACUACUUGGCAAUUCGGACGCAGCUCUGCAGUAUUUACCUGUUUGUGUCCAGCCGCCAGGGAAAAUCAGGACGCCGAUAGCACCAACUAGCGGGAAAAAAAACAUGAUUCGAUCCGUUUCUUCUUCGGUAGAUGCUUCAGGUCUUUCCGAUGCACUGCUGUUGAUAUAGCGCCUCUAUAGUGGUGCAACGCUGCAACUGCAGUUAAAAUACGUUGCUGCUGCAGAGGGACAUCAUACGCUCAAUCAACACAGCUGGAGCUUUACGCUGUGUUGAGCGAAAUCAAUCGCUCUGGCUGGGGGCGGCACAAAAUUAGGUGGAGGCGGCCGCCACGCAAUUUUGAACGCAGGAAAAACCCUGCACACUAACACUUGUUCUUUGGCUCCUAUUUUAUCAGGGAGCUGCUGAAGCAUUACAUUUUUCCUGCCAGCCAACUGAUCCAUGAGUCAUUAAGAAUUCAGAAUGUAAUUUGAGCUAAGUGUGCUUAAUUUGAUCGAUCACUAGGGCUAAUGAGUGCAAGUAAAUGGCUGUAUGCUUGUGUCUUAUGAGUCUUUUUGUCUGAAACUAUGCCUCUGUCCUUGUGCGUGCCUGUGUGUUCAUGUGCAGAGUGAGAAGCUGCUUCUGUUUGACACAGUUCAGAGUGAGCUGGAGGAGAAAAUUAGACGGCUGGAAGAGGACAGACACAGCAUUGAUAUUACAUCAGGUGACACAGACAGAAAAACAAUGAUUACAUAAUGUUAUGUGCAGGAAAGUUUCAAGUUACAAAUGUAAAAACACAUUCACCACAAUAUAUUUUCAUGGCAUGAAACAUUUGAUCUGUCUUUCUCUGUCAGAGUUGUGGAAUGAUGAGUUAUCAGGAAGAAAGAAGAGGAGAGAUGCAUUAAGCCCUGAUAAAAAGAGGAGACGACCUUCAGUGGUGUCUGAUAUCCUUGUGCUGUUGCUGCUUUUUUAUGAUCCUGUGAAUCUCAGUCAUAUCCUCUCAAUCAGUUUUUAAUUCUUCUUGAUCACUGAGGCAUUGUCCUUGACCCCACUCACGUCCAUAUAUUGUCUACAUGCUGCCUGAUCUAGACAUCCUGGAGGACUGGACAGCAAUUAGAAAGGUAUGUGAAUGUGUCUGCUGAUUUUGAUGAGAUAUUGUGCCCUGAGGCCUCCACUUAAAGACAGAUGGACAAAUAAAGACCAGGUCGAACCCCUCAGUUUCAAAGCAACUAAAGCGUUUAACUUCCUUUCACUUGGGUUAUAUCUCUUGAGUAACAUGUGCUGCAUACCUAACCUUCCCCAAAGUUUGUAGUGUUUGAGAUCAACAUCAUUUCUGAAGAUUUAUUAUCUUUUUUUUUCCUUUGUGGGUUUCUAAGUGAAGUCUAGAUCCAUGAGUAUGUUUACUCCUGCAUUCCUAAAUUGAUGAAUGUCAUGUCCUUGUGAGUUUGGAGCUGGUGCAAGUUUUUACUAAUUAGCAAAAAAUGCUCCUCCAAUCCCCAUGUAAGGACAUGAGACUGCAGUGCCUUGGGAUAACAGAAAUUACUCAGGAUUGAUGAGGGGUAGGGAAAGCAAGAAUGCACAAAUUAAAAUUGCUUUUAUUCAGAAAUCCAAACAAAACCAUACUAACGCAGGCCUGAAAGGGAGGUAGUGGUGCUCAAGGUGGUCUUGAGUGAUGUAUGGAAUCGAUUGUAUUUAGUUGUGCCAUAGUAGAUGUAAAAACAUACAUACCUCUAAAAAAAAAAAUACAUAUUUAAGUGGACAAUUUACCUUUAUGAUUGAAUAUUUUGCAGUUGAGACCAAAAAUUUCAUGAAUAGAAUCAAAUUUGACUGUAUUGAAUUGUUUAUUAAUAAAUGUGUUGUAAGAAAAUAAAAUAAAUGAAAGAUAAUUUAAAAAAUGUGCUAAUUGGAGCAAAACACAAUUAAGUACCAGCAUAUCAACACUAUAAUGUCCUUUUCAUGCUGUUAAAUCUUCUCAGAUUUAGCUCUUAUUACAUUAGGCUGAGCCACUUACUAAAAAUGUGUUUUUAUUUGUGACUUUAUGAGUCCCUUUGACAACCCUGGGGCUGUAGCUGCAAAGAGAAGGUCAAAAAUUCCAUACAUCACUCAAGACCACCUUUAGCAGAUUCCUUUAAUAGAUGCAUUUAUAGUCAGACCUCACUGCGGCCAAAGAAGGUGCUGUGAAAUGUAGAGCCUUAACCUGCAAACACACACAGUCAAGGUUGUUUUGACAGCUGUAGCUGUGUUGCUUUGAUUCUGGAUUAUGUGCCUUUCUUCUUCAGAUGUGACCAAUAUUAUACUCUCCUCUUGAGUUGUAAAUAUGCAGCUCUGCAGAACUCAGCUGCCAGUAGCCUUAUUACUGAUUGUGAUUACUUUGAUGCUGUAAACACUGUCACUUCUUCUUAUGAUUUAUUUAGUCAAUUUUCACAUUUACAUAGAAAAAAAUCAUGACAAAAAAGGAUGAUAAAAAAGAAAACCCAUUGCAGGCCCCUCUGCUCAAGAAAAGUCCACAUAUCCAACUGAUGUCUAAAUAAAGACACAAGAUGAUAAUGUCCUCCUUUUAGCAACAUACUCUCUCUUGAACAUGAAUGUGUUCAUGGAUGUGUUCAUGGAUAGAUUAGGGAAUCCUGGGGGGUAGAGGACCACUGUCAUGUGACAGCUCUUCAUUGUACAGACCUUUAGUGGUGUUAGAGUGUGUGUGUGUGUGUGUGUGUGUGUGUGUGUGUGUGUGUGUGUGUGUGUGUGUGUGUGUGUGGACAUCUUUUAACAACUAUGCAUGUUGUGUUGUCCUCCAGGCUGUGGCUACGCUGGUUCCACACAGAGGGAAGGUGGACACUGACAGCCCUGUUUUCCCCUUUAGACCGGACAGAAACAGAUCCAUUCUCAACUGCUGAGAAACACACGUAUACAACACACACAAAGAUACACAAACAAGCGUACACAAACAAAGGACUAGACUUUAGGAAGCACCCUCAAACACACAAACAAUAGACACAAACACAAACAUGACAGUAAUAGUUACAUUCACUUCUGUGUUUAUCAGAGUGCACACAGCUGAACAUUUCUCUGGAUCUUCCGACAGUGUACUGCAUUCCUCUGCUAACACAGACACCAGUCGGUAAGCUGCCGCACGUGCCAACAGGAAAUAAGAACUCCAGGUCUGAAUCCUCAAUAAGGACAAACAAGAUUGCAAAAGUUGUUUCCACUAACAUGUUAGUUACCACUUCUUCUGUUCAGACUUGUAGUUGUUUCAACGCCCUUUUAAAGAUUUCCAUUUCUCUCAGAUGAUUAUAAGCAAAUAAAGGGUUAAAGAUUUAAAGUGAAAUACCAAAUAACCCAUUUUGGGAAGAUGUGACACGCUGUGAAAGCCCUAAACAGACAUGCAGACAUUUAUUCACUCCAUUUUCAUCUGUUAAACAAGAUGUUGAAUUCAUUAAUUUUUGUAAGACCUCAAUCUAUUAGGGAACCAACACCCCAUUUUACAAAACACACAAAUCAACAACACAAGCUCAUCAGUCAUGAUAAUGUGUCUCAUGGGUCCUUCAAGGUCACAUCAUCUCAUCAGAUCAAGUGGUUUAUGUUACAAAACUGUCAUUGCAAGGAUGGGAACACAACAACUUUGACCAAGCACAUCAGCUUCAACCAAAAGGCAGUACGUUCAACAGUAGUGAGGUUAAGAAAACUCUAUCUGGAGAAUAAGUCCUGAAACGACUCUGUGUGUUCUAAAAACUGAGUGAACUUUGACUGAAUGCAUGUUUGCAUUGGACUCGUUAUUAGACUAGUGUCAGCCAAAGCCACUCAAACUAAUUCCAGUUCUCAUAACGUUUCAUUUUCUUGUAUGAAAGAAUCUAAACGACAGUGUUCCUUGGAUUGAUAUUUUCAGUGUUUAAGGGCCACAGAUGCAACAACGACGAGUCUGUUAAUGAAGACCAUGAAGCAGCCCCUUUAAUUGUUGAUCAGGUAUUACCAGUACAUACUACCUCCGCUCUGUCACUUUCUCUGUAGGGUGAAACACCGUCUGCAUUAAUUUUAAUAAAAAUGAAAUUGCUGCCAUCUCUUUGAGCUUCUGAUAAGAGUUAAGUGUUUUGCUGGUUUUUAUGACUGUGUAUUUUAUCAGGAUUUUAUUUUUGAAAAGCCUGCUGUGAUUUCAACUGCUUUUACAGUGACAAAAAGUGUUUUGUUUUUUUUUUGUUGUUUUUAAUUCCAAUAUUUAAUCUUCACAUACAAACCCAUCGUUAAUAAAAGAUGAGCAUUUCGUAUUAGAGAUUUUAUAAGCAGAGGUUAUUUGGAAGAUUAAGGUGGAGGGAAUGCAGAAUUUUCAAAUCAAUAUUUUUGAAUCAUUAUUUUGUAAACUGUCAGGCGCAUUUGUGUCGUGUUUUUUUUUUUUUUUUACAAUUAAAAUUUGGGUUAUAAAUGU